This is a messenger RNA of Phalacrocorax carbo (great cormorant), 8217 nucleotides long. The record is from RefSeq and is a predicted model, not a curated record. NCBI's taxonomy places the organism in Eukaryota, Metazoa, Chordata, Aves, Suliformes, Phalacrocoracidae.
AGAGGGCACUUCCAGCUUGCAAGGGAGUAGAGGGUCUGGGCUGGAGCCGCCUCUGCUGCUCCCGGCCGCUCCUCCCCACGCACCCCCAGCACCCACAGCCUGGAAGCUCGCCCUUCCAGCCGGGGAUGCAGGAGCCUUCCUGAUACCAGCGACUCCACAAAUUCUUUUUUCUGAUAUUUCAGAGGCUUUUUGGAGGCAAUUUUGAUGAUCUCGUUUUCCAGGCAUCUAAAUAUCCAGAGGAACUGCUGAGAUGUUCCGACAAGCCUUUUUUUCCACUCUCUUUUGUGUGGCUCUGGUUCCUCUCCAUGCUCAGUUUGAUGGGGAUCCUGGAGAUGUCAGUCCUACCUCCUGUGCAGAAAAAAGGAACUGCCCCAUCAAUGUGUACUUCAUCAUUGACACCUCAGAGAGCGUUGCUCUGCAGACUGUGCCUAUCCAGAGCCUUGUGGAUCAAAUAAAGCGGUUCAUCCCUGUGUUCAUUGAUAAACUGGAGAAUGAGCUCUACCAGAGCCAAGUCUACAUCACUUGGCAGUUUGGUGGACUUCAUUACUCAGAUGUGGUGGAAAUUUACAGCCCUUUAACAAGCAGCAAAGAUAUAUACCUCCCUAAGCUGUCCGCUAUUAACUACCUUGGCCGGGGCACCUUCACGGACUGUGCUAUCUCCAACAUGACGGAGCAGAUCCAGACCCAGAUGGCCUCAGGUGUGAACUUUGCAAUAGUCAUCACUGAUGGCCAUGUCACUGGCAGCCCCUGUGGGGGGAUGAAGAUGCAGGCUGAGAGGGCGCGAGACAUGGGGAUCAAGCUCUUCGCAGUGGCCCCCAGUGAGAACGUCUAUGAGCAGGGACUGCGGGAGAUUGCCAACCUGCCACAUGAGCUGUACCGCAACAACUAUGCCAUCACGGAGAAAGACACCCUGAACAUUGAUAUGCAUACCAUUGACAGGAUAAUCCAAGCUAUGAAGCAUGAAGCCUAUGGAGAGUGCUACAAGAUGAGCUGCCUGGAGAUUGCAGGUCCGCCUGGUCUCAAGGGAUACCGAGGGCAAAAGGGUGCAAAGGGGAACAUGGGUGAGCCAGGAUCCCCUGGGCUGAAAGGACGACAGGGUGACCCAGGUAUUGAAGGUCCAAUAGGAUACCCUGGUCCCAAGGGUCUCCCAGGGCUGAAAGGAGAGAAGGGUGAGAUUGGAUCUGAUGGACGGAGGGGUGCCCCUGGUUUGGCAGGCAGGAAUGGCACCGAUGGACAGAAGGGCAAGUUGGGGAGAAUUGGACCACCAGGCUGCAAGGGAGACCCUGGUGACAAGGGCCCUGAUGGCUACCCAGGAGAUGCAGGAGACCAAGGUGAAAGAGGAGAUGAAGGCAUAAAGGGAGAUCCUGGCCGGCCUGGUCGCAGCGGACCCCCGGGACCUCCAGGAGAAAAAGGAAGCCCGGGACUUCCAGGCAACCCUGGAGCUCAAGGGCCUGCUGGAAGAAAGGGAAGAAAAGGUGACACAGGACCUCCUGGACCCAAAGGAGAGCCUGGUCGACGUGGAGAUCCAGGAACGAAAGGCAGCAAAGGCACUCCUGGGGCCAAAGGAGAAAGGGGAGAUCCUGGCCCAGAGGGUCCUCGCGGCCUGCCUGGUGAGGUUGGAAGCAAAGGAGCAAGGGGAGACCAAGGACUGCCAGGACCCCGAGGCCCUUCAGGUGCUGUGGGAGAGCCAGGCAAGAUAGGAUCACGUGGGGACCCUGGUGACUUGGGCCCAAGAGGUGACACUGGACCACCAGGACCAAAGGGUGACAGAGGCAGACCUGGCUUUAGCUACCCUGGACCCAGAGGACCACAGGGUGACAAGGGUGAGAAGGGGCAGCAGGGACUGAAGGGAGGAAGAGGUGAGCUUGGACCAAAGGGAGUGCAAGGGACCAAAGGCGAGAAGGGGGAACCGGGUGAUCCUGGCCCAGGAGGUGAGCCUGGACCCCGUGGUCCAACUGGUGAAGCAGGCCCUGAGGGGACCCCCGGCCCACCAGGAGAUCCUGGCCUGACUGACUGCGACGUGAUGACCUAUGUGCGAGAGACGUGCGGAUGCUGUGACUGUGAGAAGCGCUGUGGUGCCCUGGACAUCAUGUUCGUCAUAGACAGCUCAGAAAGUAUUGGCUACACCAACUUCACCCUGGAAAAAAAUUUUGUUGUCAACGUGGUCAGCCGGCUGGGCUCUAUUGCCAAAGACCCCAAGUCACAGACAGGUGCCCGUGUUGGGGUGGUGCAGUACAGUCACGAGGGGACCUUCGAAGCCAUCAAGCUUGAUGAUGAGCGCAUUGAUUCACUGUCGAGCUUCAAGGAAGCAGUGAAGCGCCUGGAGUGGAUUGCUGGAGGCACCUGGACACCGUCUGCUCUUCAGUUUGCCUACAACAAGCUCAUCAAAGAAAGCAGGCGAGAGAAAGCCCAAGUGUUUGCUGUGGUGAUCACAGAUGGGCGCUACGACCCCCGGGAUGAUGACAAGAACCUAGGGGCUCUUUGUGGUAGAGAUGUGGUUGUCAACACCAUUGGCAUUGGAGACAUGUUUGAUCAGCCAGAACAGAGUGAGACCCUGGUCUCCAUUGCCUGCAAUGAACCCCAGCGAGUCCAGAAGAUGAGGCUUUUCUCAGACCUAGUGGCAGAGGAAUUCAUUGACAAGAUGGAGGAUGUGCUCUGCCCAGAUCCACAGAUCGUCUGCCCUGAGCUGCCUUGUCAGACAGAUUACAGGAACCCUGGGAACGUAAACCCACUUAUUUUCCGCCCCAUGGAAGAGGGAGUCAACAUAGAUUUCCCCAGCACCAUACAUUCGAUCGCCCAGUUCCUAAACUCCACGCGGGAAACCCAGGACCCCAGCAUGUACACCCAGCUGGUGGCCACUUUGGCCUUUACCGCCGAAAAAGCCAAGUUUGCCACUGGAAAUGAGCGGCAAGAGUGGAUGGACUUGUUCAUUGACACCUUCAAAAUGGUGCACAGCGAGAUUGUGGGGGACCCAGAAACCGUGCUAGGGCUUUGCUGAUAUCUCUGUUAGAGAUCACAUGAAGUGGGUGGAGGCAGAGGCUGAGUGGAGGUGGUAAUUGUCUUUCCUUGAGUGCCUGUUUGGCAGAGGGGACAGGUACAUUGGUAGAUGCUUCUAGUUUAGGAUAAACACAGGCAGUGAAACAGCUUGGUUGUGCUUAGCCAGGGAUAUGACACAAGGGGCAGUCCUCUCUGGCUUGGCUGGCUGAUGAGCAUGGCGGCUUUCUCCAGUGAUGUCAAGAGAUGCUUUUGUUUUACCCACUGCUUUUCUGCAGACGAGUUGCAUUGCCUUGGUCUCUGAGCCAGCCAUGCUGCUCCCCUCCAGCCCUCCCGUGCUCCAACCCUGCUCUGGCAGGUUAGUGUGUCCCAGCCCUCAGCUGUACAUGAGCACCAGGCUCCACCAAGGAGACUGCUGGCAUGCACGUGGGCUGAGGGCCAGAGCGAGCUCCUAAUUUGCGGAGAGCCUAACUAUGCUUUUCUCAUGCCUUCCUACAUAUGCAUUUGCUGACCACUUCUGAAGUAUCUUCUGCAUCCUCUUGCUGCGUUAGAGUGAGGGCUGUCUUCAGGUGCUGCAAACCAUUUGUGUGGCAAGACUGGCAAAGCAAGGUGCAUCUCCUCUCACUGCAGUGAGUGUCUCUGUACAACCAUUCAGUGGGCAGCUGGGGAUACUGAGGGAAGAGAACAAAUAGUACGGGAGAGGGAGCAACCCUGGCUUUCCAUCAAGAGCACACAAAACCUGGAGAGUGCUUCUCUCAGAAACUGUAUGAGCUCCCUCUGCCUUUUUCUCUGCUUGUACAUUUGUGUUUCUUCUGUCUUAAUUAGCAAUGUGUACCUGUUCAUAUCCAAGAGGCAGAGGUUAUGUAGGACCAGGCAGUUCAAAGCAAAAAUCCAUGACUGCACAGUCAAACCUCUGUGAUACAUUACAUGAGCUAUUUAAAAGCAAGUAUUUAAACUUGUAGUAUAACCCAUUCAAUCCAUACCCAGUCCUAGUUUGGGCCAGCGAGACUACAGACCCACCACUUGCGCUGAGGGUACAUGUUUUUAGACAAGAAGUGAUAUAUCCAUGAGCUCAUCUGCCCCUGGUUUUUACAAAAAUUCAGGCAGGUGACUGCCUCCAGAAUAACUACUGCCCUUUCAAGUUGUAAGAAGAGAAAAGAGUAUUUUGUGUGCAGGCACAAGAGUAGAAGUGUUUACUGCCAUCAAGUGAAUUUUGCAGCCUCUCUAACUGACAUGGUAUUAUUGCAAUAAAGUAUGCUGAGCAAAUGUCAUAUUUAAUGGGCAGAAGGGAGAGGUAUGGUCUUCAAAAAUGUGGUUGGGCUGUAAUGUUUCCAGGUGUGCAAUGUGGACCCAAUUUCCAAGCUCAGGCAUGGGAAUUUGAAUGAGGAAUUUGCCCACUGCAACUUCUUGCAGUGUUUUCAACAUCUGGGGCUUGCCAGACUAGGCUAGAAGCCGCGCAGUGACAGGUAUGCAGGGAUGUGUUUCUGUUGCUCAGCACACAUGCAGGCCAGACGUGCUGCAUAAAAACAGUCUUUCUCUCAAAGUUUCAGCACUUUUUGCUUCUAGUCUAUAGGGACAUGGACCUCAGAGAACUCUGCUGUUGGCAUAUAAUGGAGGAGAUUUGUUCAGAGAGCUUUAAAUGGUGUGCUCAGAGUUUUAGGUGAAGGCAAAGUAAUGAGGAUCUGCCUGUGUCUCAGUCCAUAUGCUAGCAUCUGGUUGUAAUCCACAUAAUUCAAGAUAGUCUGUGCAAAGCCAAGCUCCCUACCCUGUUUUUAAUUUUACCCCAAAAGUAGCAUGUGACUUAGCCUGCUGGGAUGUAAGAAAGAAGAUUGAACUCAGAGUAAUUAAGCUGCCCCAGCCAUGAUGCUAGAGGAAAAGCCCCAAAGAAACAGUGAUCUGACAAGAACAUCUUAGGUCUGGGACAUCUUGCUGAAUGAGACAAGGAUUUGGCAAGACUUCAGCAAAGGGGGUUUAGACGUCAUCACACAGUGGAUGUUUAGUUCAUUUCCUUUGGAAAUAUUUCCUAGCAAAGCAGUGCAACAUUGGAAACAAACUUUUUUACUUCUCAAAAACCUUCAGCUCAUUAUGGAAACAAAAAAAAAAAAAAAAAAAAAAAGAGAGAGAAAGAAGUCUUUGCCUGAGCAGUAUUUACAUUGGCCCUUGUUAGACAGAGGGAAGUGGAUGUAGUGGUGGUUUGCUAACAUAAUCCUGGCUAAUCCCUCUGGUAAAACCAGAUAGAUUUCAUUACAGCAGCAGUUCCUUCAGUGAAGCUCUUGGGCAAAGAAAGGGCACAGAUCAGGGGUUGGGUCCACACCUCCCCAAAGACACAGGAGGGGUUGUGAAAGGGAAAGGACCCAGAAAGGGCUAGGAGGCCAGUCCCCAUCUCACUGUCACUUUCAUUUCUGCUGUCAACACUGUGAAACAAUAGAGGAAAUGCAAGUUAUCCAGGUUUUAGAAGAAGCAGGAACAUGAUGUGAAUGGGUGCACGUAACUAGAUGGGUUUCUAAUGGCAGUAAAAUCGAUGGUGUUUCUGCUUUUUGUGCUACCGUUUUUAGAUGUCCUCAGCUGUGUCCUAGCAUAUGCUAUGCAGUACAGUGAGCUGCAGGCAUUUGUGACUUGCUGUAAGCCGCGUGAGAAGGACUGGUGCUCCAAUUUUAAUUAUGAUGUGAAGAUUUUAGUUGGCCUAAUUCAUGGUGGUGCCUUUGAGAGCUUAUCUCCCAGUUAAGGACAAGAGUCUUGUUCCUUGCUGCAGGAAAGGCCACUUGGGUCCUCAGACUCCCAGAAACAGGAACAAGCUUCAACUGAAGCAUGACACUGAACAGGAAAAACCCAAAGUUGUGCUGCACUGCCUUGUACCUGUUAUGUUCCCAUGGGAUAACUCGUACAUAAAGGCAUCUUAUCACAUAGCUUGAAGGCAGCCCUCCCCAACCAUGAGGGCUGAGCAGCAACGGAGUAACUCAGAAGUUCUCCUGCAGUAAAGGCUUCCUGGAGAGCCACACAUUCAUUACACUCUCACUGAAGCUCCAUGGAGUGGUGCUGCUCUCAGCCAUGGUCUGCUUAACUAGAAGCUCUUAAGGCUUGCUUUGGGUCAUGCGGGAGGCGGGUCAAUCUUGCUUGUUGUCUCAAGAAACAUGACUGCAUAUAGACAAGUGUCAGGGGAGACAGACUGGUAACACUCUCAAACAUGAUAUGCAGCCAUUACUCCCACGCACUCGCUUCCACCUGCUUUUGCAGACCCCUGUGUAGAUUUUGGACUGUGUGGUUACAAGGGGCAUAUCUGCCUUCCUUCCCCCACUCCAUGACUGCACAGAGCUGGUGAGGACCAGUAGUGCAGGUGCUGCCAAGGCAAAGUAUCCUUCUGGCAGCAGCGCCUGCACACUGGGAACUGCAGCAUCAAUGUACUUUUAGAGAACAUUUCUCAAGGAAGGUGGGGUAGAGGUGAGUACUUAAGGCAGUAUCUUUACUGCCUUAAAGGAGUGAAGUAUUUCAAACUGUGAUAUUCAGAAAGCCCAUGGGGGAAAAAGCAUUGCUUUGAGAUUUGUUUCUACUGCAGUCAGAACUGGCAUUGCAGAAGCCUAUUGUUCCCAGUAAGACAACAUCCCGGAAGCUCUAUUCAAGGCAUGCCAUCGUUGUAGAUAUGUUUUACAGUGUGAACUAAGGAGAAAUGCCAAUCUACAAGGUCAGGGAACAUGAUACAGAAACAACCAUGGACUUUUGCAAUGUCCAACGAGUUAGGUUAAGCCACAAGUCCCAGCAGAAGUUCCUACAUCAGGUUUGACUUUUAUCAUAGAUGGAUGGAUGGAAGUGGUGCCAAAUAGUCUGUGAGUGCAAUGAUAUGCACCAUCACGCCUUCUGCUACACUAUCUUGUGCUGUGGGAUUCACGUUUCACACUGUCUCUGUAGUCUCAAGAGUGCAUAUAUCUGUUUUGCUGAAAAUAUAACUUUGCAGUUUGCUGAAUGUUAACUACACACAUAGUACUAAUGUACUAAACAGUAAGUUUACUCACUGAGAAUUUACAAUACUGAGCAUUCGCUGCUCAGCUCAUACAAGGAAUUAUACCAGUUCAGCACCCUGCCAUGCUUAAUCCAGAUCUAACAGCAUUCAGCUCUUGUCAAGUUGGAUUUGCUCACAGGACAGAAAUUCAACCUAAUGUGAUACUCCUAUCCCAAAAGUCACCCUUUGUUGCCAGAAACGGAUGCUCAAGCUGGGGUUGCUCCAGAAUGUCCCACUCCUUUCCAGUCACACAACACAACAUGACAUUAGCUCCAGGACUUUCAAGAUCCGGUCUUAAAGGCACAGAAUUGAUUGACAGAAUUGCAGACCAUUGCCCUGCUGCCACCUCAGGGGGCGCCAGCCGCAGCAUGUACAUCACAAAUCAAUACUGCUGUUGCAAUCGUAUUCCUGACUGGUGCUUUCAGCAGAGAGGGAAACUCAAGAAGAAGAAAAUUCAACAGUUCAGUAAUGGAAGUGUUUCUCGCAGAAGCAGUGCAUGCAGAGGAACACCAAAUGCAAUACACAUAACUACUGCAAAGGAAUGAAAUAAUGGUCCCUAAUUAACAGCUGUCUCCAAAGAUUGCUAUUUUCUUCUCCUUUUUCUUCUGAGUUCAUUCACUGUGUGUAUUCAAAUGCCCACAUGCCCACUUUGUGGACAGGUCCUGUUCUGAGUGACUGAAGAACAAUGUCCCACUGUGUUUCACUCAAAUAUUGAUCUGUUAUGUAUUACAAAUGCCGCUUUACUACAUACAGGUACAUCAACAAGGAUAGUCUUGUUUUCCAACCAUAUGACCCAACCCUUAUGAGCUCUUCGGGAAUUAGUGAUUGCUGAUUAAACUAAUCUGGGUGAAAGGUAUGAAAACAGCUUUCAUCCUACAAAUCUGUGUAUGAAAAGUAACUCUGAAAGUAAACCAUUCUCUAGAAGUAACCAAGAGGUUUGCAGACACUGCCUGACACUAAUCUCUGGAUAUUCCUGUUACAGAUAAGAGCUGGGCACUGCUGUAAGAAGGUGGAUGUUAUUCUGGGACUGAAAUGCACAAACCUCUCACAGGCCCCAGAAUUAACAUUCAUUAAGACCUAGUGUCCAAGAUCUGAGGGAAUCAGAAGCCAAUAUGAAAGACAGGCUUUGGCAGCAGAGUGGGGCUGGUCCUUCUUUGGACAAAGAUGCACAGGUUCCAACCUACACUGCCUGAAGCAAGCCCCAACCUUAUCCUGUAGGCUUUCUUAUG